Molecule: messenger RNA, 397 nt
Organism: Polistes dominula (European paper wasp)
Lineage: Eukaryota; Metazoa; Arthropoda; Insecta; Hymenoptera; Vespidae
Gene: Rpb12
Product: DNA-directed RNA polymerases I, II, and III subunit Rpb12
Biological process (GO): DNA-templated transcription
Cellular component (GO): RNA polymerase I complex; RNA polymerase II, core complex; RNA polymerase III complex
Molecular function (GO): zinc ion binding; DNA binding
Source: RefSeq, a predicted model, not a curated record
AGUGUAUAGAGGGCCAUAUUAUAUACAAUAACUAUCAACAUAAUUUAAUCGUAUUUGUAUUUUCUUUCUGUAAAAAUAAAUUAAUUUGUAAUGGAAUCCGCGAGUACUAAAACAGAUUCAGCUCCUAAACAAGCGAUGGUAUAUAUUUGUGGAGAAUGUCAUCACGAUAAUGAAAUUCGUCCCAAAGAUCCCAUUAGAUGCCGGGAAUGUGGCUACAGAAUUAUGUACAAAAAACGUACAAAACGAUUGGUUGUAUUUGAUGCACGUUGAUUCCUGUACAACAUAGAAUAAUAUUUUCAUUACAAUAGUUAGGUGAUGGAUAUUUUUCCAUAAAGAAAUGAUGAAAAGCUGGACGCAUGUGUUUACAACAUUCUAAAAAUUGUUGCAGUUUUAUAUC